Messenger RNA from Dimorphilus gyrociliatus, 3648 nucleotides. Lineage: Eukaryota; Metazoa; Annelida; Polychaeta; Dinophilidae. The record is from the annotation of a GenBank genome assembly.
AUAGAGGAGUUAAUUUGAAAUUGAGUUGAAAAAAAUUUCAUUUCAAUUGAUUAUCGUCAAGUUUAAUGAAUUAUUUAUUACCAGCUUCACAUGUUUACAAGGAUUAAAAAAUAUUCUCUUGGACAUUCUGAUUUAAUGUUAAUCGAGAAUUUAUUCAAAAAUUUGACGUUUAGUCGCAAUUAAUUAAAGCUAAUAUCUCUUAAACAUACUAAGAGGAGAUAAUCGACAAAAAUUAAUGUCUGACUUUAAAAAUUUUCUGAACGAGUUACCUGAUGACUCCGAGAUAUACGAAAGCUCAAAGAAAAUCAUAGUUGGAAUAUGUGCUAUGAACAAAAAAUCAAGUUCAGCAGCUAUGAAGGAAAUAGUUGAAAGAUUGGAGCUGUUUGAUGAGUUGGAUGUUAUCAUUUUUGAAGAGGAAAUUAUUCUUGAUCAACCAAUUGAAGAUUGGCCCAUUGUCAAUUGUUUAAUUAGUUUUCAUUCCAAAGGCUUCCCAUUGGAUAAAGCUAUCAACUAUAUCGAACUGAGGAAACCUUUUGUCAUUAACGAUUUAUACAUGCAAAACAAAAUUCAAGACAGGAGAGAUGUUUAUAAGGAACUAGCUUUGGUAAACGUCAAUCAGCCCAGAUUUGCCUAUUUGAAUAGAGAUGGUCGAAACGAAGGUAACGAUCAAAAAACUGAUUCACUUGUCGAAGAGGAUGAUCAUGUAUGGAUAAACGGCAUUCUCUUCACAAAACCAUUCGUAGAAAAGCCCGUUUCUGCAGAGGACCAUAACGUCUAUAUUUACUAUCCAAGUUCCGCUGGGGGUGGAAGUCAACGACUGUUCCGAAAAAUUGGCAGUCGAAGUAGUGUUUAUUCCCCUGUUUCAAAAGUUCGUAAAACCGGCUCAUACAUUUAUGAAGACUUUAUGCCUACUGAUGGAACAGACGUUAAAGUCUAUACAGUUGGUCCAGAAUACGCUCAUGCAGAAGCUAGAAAAUCUCCUGCUUUAGAUGGUAAAGUCGAAAGAGACAAGGAUGGAAAAGAAAUCAGAUAUCCUGUACUAUUAUCAGCUCAGGAAAAAUUAAUGGCUAGGAAGAUUGUCGAGGCGUUUAGACAGAACAUUUGCGGAUUUGAUCUACUUAGAGCCAAUGGAAAGUCAUACGUUUGCGACGUUAAUGGUUUCAGUUUCGUAAAAAACUCUUCGAAAUAUUACGAUGACUGCGCGAAAAUUUUGGGAGACAUGAUACUCAGGGAAUUCGCACCUUCGCUUCCACAUAUCUCCCUAUUUGAUUUUCAUUCCGAAGACAUUCCCAUUGUGCCUACUACCUCAGGCACAAGAAUGGAGCUUCGUUGCGUAACAGCCGUUAUGAGACACGGUGACAGAACGCCAAAACAAAAGAUGAAAAUGGUUGUUAAACACAAGAAAUUUCUUGAUCUAUUUGAGCGAUACGGAGGCCAUAAGACAGGGCAAUUGAAGUUAAAGAAACCUCAACAGUUGCAGGAGAUUUUAGAUAUCACAAGAUAUCUUGUAACCGAACUCCACAGCGAGGAGGGUUGCGAGUCCAUUGAAGAGAAAAAGAAUAAACUGGAACAAUUGAAAUCUGUGCUAGAAAUGUAUGGACAUUUUUCGGGAAUAAAUAGAAAAGUCCAAUUGAAAUAUCAUCGUAGAGGUUUCGAUAGAAGUCUUAGCGAAAUAGAUGAUGAUUCUAAAGAUCCGAAUAGCGAACCUAGUUUAAUAUUAAUACUCAAGUGGGGUGGGGAACUAACUGAGGCAGGCAUCAAACAAGCCGAAGAACUAGGUAAAGCUUUCCGAUGUAUGUAUCCUGGGGGGAAAGGAGACUACGGAGGAGUUCCUGGCCUUGGAUUGCUUCGUUUGCAUUCUACAUUCCGACAUGACUUGAAAAUAUACGCCUCGGAAGAAGGACGAGUACAAAUGACAGCUGCAGCUUUCGCAAAAGGUCUGCUUGCUCUAGAAGGUGAAUUAACUCCAAUCCUAGUACAAAUGGUUAAAAGUGCAAAUAUGAAUGGAUUAUUGGAUAACGACAACGAAUCAGAUAAAUUUCAAAACAGAAUUAAAGCAAAAUUACAAUACAUAUUAAAUAAGAAUGAAAAUUUUACUAAGGAAGACUACGAAAGUCUGGGAGCUACAAGCAGUAUCUCAUUAACAAACGCCAUGUAUUUUAUUAAAAAUCCUUUUAAAACUUGCGAAAAAAUUUAUAAUUGUGCAAUAAAACUACUAGAGCUGGUUAAAAAGCUGGCUAACGAAAGUCAAUUAUGCGAUUUGAAAGACACAGACGACAUUUCAAUAGAUGAUGAAAACGUUACAGACCACUAUAAGCUCUACAAAAACGAAUCAUGGGAAUUGAUGGUUCGAAGAUGGGCAAAAUUGGUAAAAGACUUUCGGAUGAAAGAUAAUAAAUGGGAUAUAUCAAAGAUACCGGAUAUCUACGAUUGUAUUAAAUACGAUUUACAGCAUAAUCAUAAAUAUUUUGAACCAGAAAGUGAAACGGCUGAUCAAUUGUACGCCUCCGCCAAAGCUCUUGCUGAUAUUAUAAUUCCUCAGGAAUAUGGUAUAACUAAAGAAGAAAAAUUGCAGAUUGGUCAGUGUAUCUGCACCCCGCUAAUGAAAAAGAUUCAGGCAGACUUACAUCGAAAUAUUGACGAAGGAGCAACUAGACUUGAUUCCAGAUACUCGACAGGCGUUUCUACUCCCCAUCGUCAUGUUCGAACAAGGCUAUAUUUUACUAGUGAGUCCCAUAUACAUUCCUUGUUAAACAUUAUAAGAUUAGGUGGAUUAUGUAAAAAUAAAAAUGACGAGCAAUGGCAACGAUCAAUGAACUUUAUCAGUGAAAUAUCAGAAUUAAAUUACAUGACUCAAAUUAUUAUCAUGGUUUAUGAGGAUCGCACUAAAGAACUUCAAUCUGAAGGGAGAUUCCACGUGGAACUACAUUUCAGUCCAGGAGCCUAUCAUAACGUUAGAGAUCAAAGGUAUCCAACAGGCUUGGGCUAUAGACCAGCUGGCUGUCAAAAAAAUUUGGCAAAGAGCGAAGAAAUUUCGUCAUCUGAAUCGAACUUGGUUCAAAAGAAAAGAAAUCGAAUUAGGCAGACGUCAUUACCGACAGUUAUCCAUGAAAAGAAUAAAUUUGAUUCGUACUCAGAGAGGGUAGAAAAAUUCCGUGAUACUCUUUUUCCAUUACCAGACUUUGACACAGUUAAACAAGGAUUAAUUAGUACAAGCGUCAUAUCCGGUUCACUUUCCGCUCCAUCUUUAUCGAAAAUUGAAAGUGGAGUGAUUAUGAAUAUAACAUCCGGCAACUGUUGGGCGGUACCAUCCAUCCGUCCUUUGGAAACUAUGCAUAAUUCUCUGACUUUAAAGAGGAUGGAGAAUUUCUUAACAAAAAUAAUUGAUAGUCGUUAUACAAACGAUAGACCAAAGUCAGAACUUGAAAUAAAAAGUAAUAUGUAGUCACAAAGUCAAUAAAUUAUAAUAACUAUUGUUAUUAUUAUUAUCAUUUUUGUGAUUGACACUGUAAUUAAUAUAUUACUAAUGCUGAUUUUAUAUACUGUAUAUAUCAAUAUGUACAGUAUAUCCAACAAUUUAUACCAUGUAUAUACAUAUAGAAAAAAAGAUAUAUAUAUAUUCAUUAAUAUAUAUAUAUAUAUAUAUUA